Molecule: messenger RNA, 570 nt
Organism: Punica granatum (pomegranate)
Lineage: Eukaryota; Viridiplantae; Streptophyta; Magnoliopsida; Myrtales; Lythraceae
Source: RefSeq, a predicted model, not a curated record
AUGGCAACUUCAUCUGUCAAGGCAGAGCAAUGCUUUCUGCCCAAUUCCAAGGAAGAGGAGGAAUAUGUGGAGGAAACUUAUAAAAGAUACAAAGAACUCAUAAUCCCAACUCUUCCAUUGGAAAAGGAAUGGAUGAGUGAGAAUCUAUACAUGCUCCAAGGCUCUUGGUACGGCCCCGGACGACCCCCAUCAUGGGACCCGGAGAUACUUCCCUCGCCUCGCCUGCUGUCCACUCAUGUUCCCUACAACACGAUGCCCGAGUUAGCCAAGGGUCCCAAACGUUGCCGCACCGUGCACAUGUGGAGGGACCCUAAGGACGUGGUUGUUUCCUUCUGGUACUAUGCAAGCAUCAAGAAAAGAAGGUACUGGAAAGCAAGUCUGGAGUACCCUAACAAUGUAUUGUUCCUGAAAUAUGAAGACACGAAAAUGGAUAAGGUAUGGCAUGUGAAGAGGUUGGCCAAGUUCUUAGGGCAGCCGUUCACCUCCGAGGAAGAGGAGAAGGGCACCGUGCUUGAGAUUAUGGAGCUUUGUAACAUUGGGGAGCUACCGGGAGUACUUCCGAAAAGGUGA